This is a messenger RNA of Colletotrichum fioriniae, 2760 nucleotides long. The record is from RefSeq and is a predicted model, not a curated record. NCBI's taxonomy places the organism in Eukaryota, Fungi, Ascomycota, Sordariomycetes, Glomerellales, Glomerellaceae.
AUGUCUCUUUACCGCAUAGGUGUCGACGUGGGCGGCACAAACACCGACGCUGCCAUCCUCGACAUUACAGCCGCAGAGACACCAGGUCGCGGUGUGCUGGCUUCCCACAAGGCCUCGACUACACCAGAUAUCACCACUGGCAUAGAAGCUGCAAUCCGCGCUGUCAUUCAGAGCUCAGCAAUCGACCAGAAACGAGUACUGAGUGUAACCAUAGGCACAACGCACUUCAUCAAUGCACUUGUUGAGGCUGACACGCGACGGCUUAGCAAGGUCGCUGUAGUCCGUCUCUGUGGGCCCUUUACAAGACAGAUUCCCCCAUUUUCGGACUUCCCCUCUGGCCUUCAUCGAAUUCUCGAUGGCGGAGUCUACUAUCUCGAUGGAGGGCUGGAGAUCGAUGGUCGGGAGAUUGCGCCGCUCGACCAUGAGCAGAUUCGCCAGGCGGCAAGAGAUAUCGUCGCGUCUGGGGUGAGAUCAGUUGCCCUAGUCGGCAUCUUUUCACCGCUGGAUCAUUCUGGUCUGCAUGAAGAGACUUGUAAAAAGGUCAUGCUGGAAGAAGUGCCCGGUCUCGACGUGGUUUGCUCCCACGGCAUAGGCCCGCCGGGUCUUUUGGAGCGAGAAAACGCGACAAUUCUCAAUGCCGCAAUUCUGAGAACUGCACACAAGGUCACUAGAGGCUUCAAAACCGCGAUAGCACGGCUGGAGCUUGCGUGUCCGCUAUACCUGUCGCAGAACGAUGGCACACUCAUCGAUGCUGAUACGGCAGCCGAGUUCCCCAUCAAGACCUUCGCCAGCGGUCCGACAAAUAGCAUGACUGGAGCGGCUUUUCUCGCCGGACUCGAUCAAGCGAAGAAGAUGACCACAGAUCCUACCGAUACCUCGGAAAAGGGGAAAGUGGAGCCUCAAGUGCUCGUCGUUGACAUCGGUGGCACAACAACAGACGUAUGUGCCUUGCUGCCGUCUGGCUUCCCUCGACAGGCGCCUGGCUUCGUGGAAGUCGGUGGUGUGAGAACGGCAUUCUCAAUGCCCGAGGUCGUCUCAAUUGGACUAGGUGGCGGCAGCAAAGUGAAGAUGGACUCCGAAUUUGGGGUUGUCACAGUUGGCCCAGGGUCAGUUGGACACUUCCUCACUGAGCAGGCGAGGAUCUUUGGCGGUCCAACACUCACAGCAACGGAUGUUGUGGUGGCUUCUGGGAAAGCGAAGCUGGGAGACGCGAGCCUCAUUAAAGACAUCCCAAGCUCAACUAUAAAAGAGGCGCGUCAGAAGAUCAAGAAGAUGUUGGAAGGUGUUAUUGAGCAGAUGAAGGUUUCCGCUGCCCCUGUACAUGUUCUUUUGGUGGGAGGCGGUGCUCUUCUCGUCACAGACAAUCUCGAAGGCGUCGAGAAGUGCAUUCAGCCUAUCCACCAAGGCGCCGCUAAUGCCGUUGGCGCUGCUAUUGGCAAGGUUUCUGGCGAAGUCGACGUGAUUGAGAUCCUCGAGGGAAGAGACGAAAAAGUAGUUGUUGCAGCGACGUGCCAGAAGGCUAUCGAUCUAGCCGUCCAGAAGGGCGCAGCUUCUACAGACGUCCGCGUUGUCGAGGUGAACAAGAUGCCGCUUCAAUACGUCGAUAACGGAGCCAUGAGGAUACAAGUCAGAGCUGUUGGGAAAUUGAGCGUGCCCGAGGAUCCCAAUACCUUCCCUGAGAGCAUGGCGCCAAUUGGAGAAGAGGAUGAGGAGGCCGAGGUCCCAAAAGAGAGUAUACCAGACGCUCUCGAGCCUACCACCAAGCCCUCCCUGCGGGUGGAUCUCGAGAUCUACCGGCCUGACAUCCAAGCAGGGGUCUGGUAUGUCUCAGAGGUAGAUCUGGAGUUGAUUUCUACGGGUUGUGGUGUGCUAGGAACUGGUGGCGGAGGUCCAACCCACCACGAAUUCCUCAAAAGUCUGCAUGUCCUACGCAACAGCGAGCCAGGCAAGAUGAGGAUUAUAUCACCCUCAUCCCUCGCCGACACUGACACCGUAUGCUUUGGUUCCUGGUAUGGCACCCCGAGUGUUAUCAACGAGAGAAUUGCUGGUGGCUCUGAGAUCCCCAGCGGUAUCGAUGCCAGUUCCGACACGCCAAUUCGCCUGGAGCGAUUCCUGCGCACGGCAGCAAUUGAGCUCGGCCUCGGAUGCGCCGUUUGCGCUAGGCCGCUACCCGGCUCGGCCAUAAAGUCCCACGGCGUCCCCAAUACCGUAUCGCAAGCCUGGUAUCUAGGUCGUGCAGUUCAUAUGGCACGGAAGAGGAAGUCUAGCUAUGUCGAUGCCAUCUUCGAAGUAUGUGCUGGGAAACUUCUGUUUACAGGCAAGAUCAUCGAUGUAAGGCGAUAUGUGGGUGGUGGAUACACGAUGGGCAGCGUCCUCAUCGCCCCCCUUGCCGACGAAGAAAAGGACUCCGAGACAAAGAACACAUCGCUUCCAGACUGGCAUAUGCUCAUCCCGUUUCAGAAUGAGUACCUUAACGCUGCUCUCACAGACGCAGAGGGUUCAGAAAGCGGCCAUCAACAGGUGGUGUGUACGGUGCCUGAUCUGAUCUCGAUUCUGGGCCAAGAUGGGGAAGCUAUCGGGUCUCAGGAUCUCCGCUACGGCUUGCGUGUUAAUGUUAUCGCGCUACCUGCUCACCCUCUCUGGAAGACGGAGAAAGGUAUGCCCGUAGGGGGACCUCAAGCCUUUGGGCUUAGCAUGCCGUUCGUUGGGGUUGGAGAGUAUACCGAGCCCAGGAGUGUCAUUGAGGAGUAUGGGAUGUAG